This is a messenger RNA of Beta vulgaris subsp. vulgaris (sugar beet), 1657 nucleotides long. RefSeq names its product oxysterol-binding protein-related protein 4C. Gene Ontology annotation, cellular component: intracellular membrane-bounded organelle; cytosol; membrane. Bases 178 to 1344 code for a protein of 388 amino acids. NCBI's taxonomy places the organism in Eukaryota, Viridiplantae, Streptophyta, Magnoliopsida, Caryophyllales, Amaranthaceae. The record is from RefSeq and is a predicted model, not a curated record. The transcript has 7 exons. Gene Ontology annotation, molecular function: sterol binding.
UAAACUACUCUAUACAGCAAAACAAAAGGCAGCAAAACGUUUAAAACAAUUAUAGAAGUAUUCAUUUGUCUCUUCACUUAACACUUUAAGAUCAUCUCAAAUCAUCAAUUUCUUUACUCCAAAAAUCCUCCAUUUUUUCUCUCUUCAUCAUCACCACAUAUCACUGUUAUUCUGUUAAUGGAUUAUGAUUUGAAGAUUGCGAACAAGAAGGAUGUCAUUCUAACAACUCCUCUCUCUCUGGAAGGGAUAUCAGAUAAUAAUUACAGACCUCCCAAUAUUCUUCAACUCAUUCUUAGCCUCUUCCACAAUGUUAGACCUGGUGCUGAUCUUACUCGUUUUCAGCUACCUCCCUGGUUUAACACGCCAAAAUCGCAACUACAAUGUUAUGGAGAACUAGUAUAUUGUGUGAACAAGGACAUGCUUAGCAAAUGCGCCACCGGAGAGACUGCCGUGGAUCGGAUGAUUGCGGUUGUUGCUUGGUGCAUCUCCACCAUUCGUACGCCGAAAUUUGGUGUUGCUCCAUACAAUCCCAUUCUUGGCGAGACGCACCAUGCAUCUAGAGGCACUCUCAACAUCCUACUUGAGCAAGUUUCUCAUCACCCGCCAAUAUCAGCACUACAUGCAACCGACGAGACCAACAAUAUUGAACUCAUUUGGUGUCAACAUGCUGUUCCCAAGUUCUAUGGAGCUGUCAUAGAAGGAGUGAUACAUGGAAAGAGGACGCUAAAUCUUUUACAAAAGGGUGAAAGUUAUGUAACACAAUCUCCAAAUUUGGUUAUGAGAUUAUUUCCAAAGACAGGUGCUGGUUGGUUAGGAAAUGUGAAAAUUAAGUGCCAAGAGACAGGCCUUGAAGCUGAAUUGUGUUACAAAAGUGGUUCAUUUUUAGGGUUUGGAGGAGGUAAUGGGGAUAUUAAAGGGAAGAUCAUUCAUUCAUCUUCUUUGAAGACAUUAUAUGACAUUCAUGGCCAAUGGGACAGGAUUGUUUAUUUAAAGGAUACUAUGGAUGGGAAAACCAAAAUCCUAUAUGAUCCCAAAGAGGUUAUUUCAGGACUUCCGACCCCAAUGCUAAGGGAAAAUAAGGGAGUGUGGGAAAGUGAAUCAGCUGCAGUAUGGGCAGAAGUAAGCAAAUGCAUUAUAAGCAAAGACUGGAAUGAAGCAAAAGAGGCAAAGAGAGCUGUGGAGGAAAGAGAGAGAAAGUUGUUGAAGCAAAGGAAAUCCAUGCAAGAAGAUUGGGUUCCCAAGCAUUUUGAUUUGUCUUACAACCCACAAAUUGGUUGGGAUUGUUCACCUAAACAAAAGACUAUCCCACCAGCUCCAAUUAUAUUCCCAACUUCAACUAAGUAAGUGUUCGCUCAGUGGUGAUGGGGACUGGCUUUGGUUGGACGGACCCGUGUUCGAAUCCCCGCAACACUCUUGGGAGAGGAACGGAACCUAACCACCCCGAACUUGGUCUCGAUCCGAAUGUAACCCGAAGGUUAAACCGGGUGCAAACACCAAAAAAAAAAAUCAACUCUUCAAACUUAAGAAAAUUAGAAGUGUUUCUUAAGGCAUAAUAUCAAAGUAUACUAUUGAUGAGUUUGAUGACUUUUGUUGUUAACAUUUGUAACCUAGUUACAUUAUAUGGUAUUUAUGAUUCAAAAUGUUAUUUGUCAGUUUC